Molecule: messenger RNA, 1154 nt
Organism: Symsagittifera roscoffensis
Lineage: Eukaryota; Metazoa; Xenacoelomorpha; Acoela; Convolutidae
Product: probable splicing factor, arginine/serine-rich 6
Exons: 2
Coding region: 30-884 (284 amino acids)
Molecular function (GO): zinc ion binding; RNA binding
Source: RefSeq, a predicted model, not a curated record
CUGCACAGUUCAGAUACUUUUCAGGUCUCAUGGCCAAUACUGGUUCCGACAACCAGCUUUUUGUGGGCAGACUGAACAAAAAGACACGUGAGUCAGACUUACGAGAAGUGUUCGAAAGAUACGGUCGACUUAUAAGGUGUGAUGUCAAAGUAGGGGUUGCAGUGGCAUAUGCUUUUGUUGAUUUCUACGAGCGAGAAGAUGCGAAAGAGGCGAUGCGAAAAGAGCACAGAAGGGAGCUGUUGGGGAGGAAUAUGAUUAUAGAGUGGGCAAGACAGGGUGACAGGGGCAAGUAUGAUGAUGACUGUCACAAGUGUGGAAAGAGGGGGCACUUUGCAAGCGAGUGUCGGUCGGCCUUGUAUGACAGAGACGGCAAAAGCAAACGGUCUAGGAGCCGCGACCGAGACAUUAAAAGACGACGUUCACGAACUCGCAGCCGCGAGAGACGUCGAUCGAGAUCACGAUCCGACCGAAGAAGUGGAGGCAGUCAUCGGAGAGAUCGAAGUCAUUCGAGAGGCAGACGAGAGAGAUCUCGUGGACGAGAAGUUGACGAUCGUCGAGGAGGUGACCGUCGAAGUCCGGUGCCUCGAAGGAGCCCAAGUCCCAGACCUGAACGGAGUCCAAGGCCUCGACGAAGUCCGUCUCCGAAAGCCAGGCGUAGAAGUCCAAGUUUAAAAGAGCGCAAGCCCAGGAAAGAGUCCAGGAGUCGAAGCCCUGUAGAACGUAGAAAGCACAGUCCUAAAAAGGAAGCAAGAAGUCCCAGUCCAAAAACAGGAAGAGCCGAUGAGAGUCCAAAAGGUAGACGGAGCCCUUCUUCAGAAAAAGAAAGAAUGCGGACUAGAAGUCGCGAAAGAAGCGGAUCAUCAGGUGCAAGCGAUGCUAAUUGAGAAAAAAGAUGCACUUUGUUUGGCGUUCUUAAGAUAUGACUCUCAUCCGAGAAUCAUUUGCACGACGUGAAAAUUUUGUGUUCAGGUGAAACUAAAACUUCAUUUAGACUUUAUCUUAUCAAUUUUGCAUCAGUUUUGAAAGAUACGAUAACAUUGAUAUCUUUCUUCAAAAUUGCAAAAGGUAUCAUUCUGUUGGGAGUUUCCUUUAUAAAUAUAUUGCUGUUUUACGUUGAUUUUGUUGUGCAAUUGUGUGAAUCUUGGAAUAUAUAU